This is a messenger RNA of Octopus bimaculoides (California two-spot octopus), 1935 nucleotides long. RefSeq names its product phosphatidylinositol transfer protein alpha isoform. NCBI's taxonomy places the organism in Eukaryota, Metazoa, Mollusca, Cephalopoda, Octopoda, Octopodidae. Gene Ontology annotation, cellular component: cytoplasm. The record is from RefSeq and is a predicted model, not a curated record. Gene Ontology annotation, molecular function: phosphatidylinositol binding; phosphatidylcholine intramembrane carrier activity; phosphatidylinositol transfer activity. Gene Ontology annotation, biological process: phospholipid transport.
GUAGUAAAUACAGUGCUGACACACAGUUAAUGACGUCAUUGAUUGUAUCCCGGCUGGAUCAGAGGCAGAAAGGCGACAAGGCUAGAAAAAGGUUCUUAAGAUGCUCAUAUAUGAAUAUCGAGUGGUACUUCCCAUGAAAGUGGAAGAGUACCAGAUAGCUCAAUUAUAUUCAGUAGCUGAAACAAGUAAAAAUGAAACUGGAGGUGGAGAAGGUGUUGAAGUAUUAGUAAAUGAACCAUUUAAUGCAACGACACAUUGUCCUCCUGAACCAUUAUGUGCAAAUAACAAACGUUAUACUGAGGGCCAAUACACACACAAGUUGUACCAUUUGAAUGAUAAAGUGCCACAUAUAAUUAGAAUUAUAGCCCCAAAGGGUUCGCUGGAGAUCCAUGAAAAGGCUUGGAAUGCUUACCCAUAUUGCCGAACAGUAAUCACAAAUCCCGGCUACAUGAAAGAAAGCUUUGUAUUAAAAAUUGAAACUAUUCAUCUACCAGGCAAUGGACAAAUUGAAAAUGCUCACAGUCUUUCACCUGAACAUUUAAAAAGUAGGGCUGUUGUUAUGAUUGAUAUUGCUAACAACUCUGUUGUUUCUUCUAAGGACUACAAGAAAGAAGAAGAUCCAACAACAUAUAAGUCUGAAAAGACUGGUCGGGGACCUUUGUUAGGCAAAUGGAUGGAUGAAGCUGACCCUAUUAUGACCUGUUAUAAAUUAGUGUCCGUAAACUUUGCAUGGAUGGGAUUACAAACACAAAUAGAAAAAUUUAUCCAAGGGCAAGAGAAACGAAUUUUCACUAAUUUUCAUCGUCAGGUAUUUUGUUGGACUGACUAUUGGUUUGGCAUGACUUUAGAGGAUAUACGAUCACUUGAGGAAAAGACGAAGGAAGAUUUAGAUAAACAACGGUGUUUAGGCACUAUCCGGGGAACUACAUAACUGCUCAGAAACUUUUUAGUAACCAAUCUAACAACACUAUCACUGCUGUGAGCAUGUCUUCACUGACACUGUAAUUCCAAGAAUCAAAAAACUAGUAAUUAAUACAAAUUAUUGUAUCUUAAACAGCAUCUAAAACAAAAAAAAUAUGAGUUAAAAAGCGUAUUUGAAUAUUCUGAGCAAGUUUUGCUAAUAAAGUCUUACACCUUUAUUAGGACAAUUUACUUUAGCUGAACUUGAAACAAAGUAUUCUCAUUGUUUUUGUUUUUUUUUUCCCCCUAAAUUUAUUCAGAAAAUUUUUUCUUUUAGGUUUACAAAUAUCUUUUCAACGAUGAUGUACCAAUAAACGUUUCCUUAGCUAUUUGUAAUAAUCUCUGUAUUUCCAAAAAUUUUCACAGUAGUAAACAAAAGGAUCAAAAAAAGAAAAAAAUUAGAACUACCAUGUCUGUCAGGUUAUCUGUAAAUGAAUGUUUUGGAAAAUUUCUAGUUUAGGUUUUAGAAAAAAAUAAUUUUUUUCAUCAGAUUCACUGUUUUUCAUGAGCAAGCUGAACCUUAGUUUUUGGAAACAUUAUAAGCAAAAAAAAAAGUUAUGUGCCAAAUGCUUAUGGUAAUUAACUUUAAACACUUUCAAGGUUUUAUUGAACAUUCAGCUUAAAUUUGUUUAAGCUUGUUAACUAACUUUUUUAUUUCUCUGUUUUGUUGAUUAUAUUUCUUUUUGCUGCUUGGCUCUUCUAGCAUCCAAAAAUAAAUAAUAAAUGAAAUUAAAAUACCUAAGUAAUAUAGAUUUUUUUUAUGGGAAGAUGAUAUCUUUUCAGAAACUUUCUCAUUCAAAUAGUCAGUGUCCUAUAUUCUGUAAUGUUUGCAUAUAGUCUUUCUUCACUCACAGUUAAUUAACAGUUGCUGUUAAUAUAUUAGUAAUUCUCAAAUGCGACUGUCCAGAUUGAAGGCUUGUGUUUUAAUAUACCCCUCCCCCCUCUUCCAAUAAAACGAAAAACAAAACAAAACUG